This is a messenger RNA of Maudiozyma saulgeensis, 987 nucleotides long. NCBI's taxonomy places the organism in Eukaryota, Fungi, Ascomycota, Saccharomycetes, Saccharomycetales, Saccharomycetaceae. The record is from the annotation of a GenBank genome assembly.
AUGUAUAAAUUAGUAUCUACACCACACCUUCCAAGUCCCGAUAACAAUCAUACUUAUUCUACUGUUCAAAUAUCACCAAAUGGUCAAUUCAUUGCAAUUCCACAAGGUAAACAACUGCAGAUAUACGAUCUUAAUAACGAAUUAUUAAAACCAAAAAUUAUUCAAACUAAUCAUACUUUACCAAUAUCGGAUGUAUGCUGGUCACCUGAUGGAGAAUGUCUUGCCACAGCUAGUGAUGACCAUACUAUAGAGAUACUCCACGUGACAAAAUACGGGUUGUUACAUAUUCUAAAGGGCCACACGGGACCUGUAAUAACGUUAUGUUAUAACAGCAAAGGCAAUUUAUUGUUUAGUGGGUCGAUGGAUGAAAGUGUGAAGACGUGGGAUGUAUUCAAUGGCAAGUGUCUGCGAACCGUGUCUGCACAUUCGGAUUCUGUAGUGAGUUUAACUUUACCUUGUCACGAUGAUUCUGUAAUGGCGUCGGGUUCGUAUGAUGGACUUGUACGUAUAUUCGAUACGCAGACGGGGCACUGUCUGUCUACGUUAACUUAUGAUAAGGAUUGGAAGCACAGUGGACGUGUUAUACCAAUCACUCAAUUAGAAUUCUCACAAAAUGGGAAAUUUUUGUUAGUGAAAAGUCUUGAUGGAGCUGUAAAACUUUGGGAUUGUAUUCGUGGAGUCGUUGUGAGAACGUUUGUGCAGAGAGAACAAGAUAAGAAUAAUGAAUGGUGGAAAAAAUUUAGUGGUGGGAUAGCCAUUGCUUACAUUUCUGCAGAGAAGACUUCACAAGAGAAGAAUGAUGUACUGGUAAUUAGUGGAGAUUCUCAAGGGGUGAUCACUUGUUGGGAUACACAUACUAAACGUUUUUUACAAAAAAUCGAUACGGGACAAAGGAAUCCAAUUAUGAAUAUAUCUUCUAUUGGCGGCACGCUAGCCGUUAUCACGCGGGACGGCUGUUGUAAUAUUUACAGAUGGGAGGAGAAUUGA